AGCUGAACUCUGACCGUGAGGGUGGAAGCACAUUCAGCGCGCUCGAAAGGCACGAGCAGCACUUGAAGAAUGCCUUUUUGGGGUGAGGUACCAACCAGGUCAAAUCCAUGAAUUGUUUGCACUCCAGAGAGAGAAAGGUGCAUCAAGAGGAGAGAGUGAGUCCUUUGCAGAGAUGAAUGACAGUGCCAGUGGCGAUGGACCACACCAGGAACAGCCAAUACCAGAGACAUUCUCGAAACAGAGCAGGCGAGGCUAUUGCGGCUGCUGUAAAGAGUUGUAUACCUGUCUGGAACAGCACCUCCAGACCAUUCGGCACAGGCAAUUUGCCAGUGAGCCCAGGAAUCAGGGACCAGCUAAAAGCCUCAUGGAACGCUUCCUGCAAGAUGUCAUCCAGUACCACCCUUCCCGGUAUAAAGACAACAGGUCAACGUACAUGGAUCUGCCGUCAAUUAAUGCCCCACUUCUCCCCAGGAAGGAGCUCGCAGACAUACACUCCUGUCAAGAUGACAAGGAGACCAUUGGGACCAGAGAGGAGUUGCCCAGCACCGAUAACGAAUCCAUCAGAUCAGCACACUUGAUGGUUGGGAAGAAUGGAGCAGCUUGCAGUCGGGCUAAAGCCAAUGUAUCAUCUCCAAUGCCUAUUGGCGCUCCACUGAUUCACAAAGAUACCACUGUUAAAGAAACAGCGUAUGGUGAGCAUGUGAUUGACAUCAGCUCCCCUACACCUAAAGGCUUACGCAGGGCUGCUUUUUUAGGUUUGAGUGAGGGUAUCCUGCCAUGCGGUAAAGUGGAUCGGCAUGGCCAUCGUAUCGGUUUAGGUCUGUACCGACCUACGCCAAGGAAGGGAAUAAAGGACCAUGAUAAGACCGUGGCUGUCAGCCAACCCAGAUGUGAGCAACGUGAAAACUGGAGUCCCGCUCAAAUGAACUUUCCUAACGUCUCCUCAGGGCCAGCUUUGCGGUUUUCCAGAUUGCACAAUGUUAAUUCUCAGGGCACAGUAGCAGGGUCUCCUCUUCCUCAACUCAGGGACUAUACCGGGGCCAGCAGCCCGCGCUGCGCAGGUGGGCCAAGCCAAGCCGAGGAGUGCAGGCUACAGAACAGGAGCACCGUCACUUGCCUCAGUACCCUCAAAGAGGCGAAAAUCGUGGACCGCAUAGAGGACCUGGUCUCCGAGACCAUCGAGACAGUCAUUCAGAAGUACUGCAACAGGCAGGUGUCGCAAUGUCAGGAGAGUGACAGUGAGAAUUCAGCAGCGGAGGUCAAAGGGAUGCCGACUUAUUGUCAGCUCGAGAAGAAAAGGAAAGUGGUAGAGACAGGCCUACAGGGCAGUCUGCCAGGCAGGAAAUGGCCUCUUGAAGGAGAGCACCAUCUGGGUGCCCCUUUGAACAGUAAUGACGCGGUUUGUAACAGACAGGCGGUGCGGGAUACAGCAUCUUGCUUCAAGAAAAUGCUGUCUUUAAGCCUAUCCAAUGAAAGGAAAGCAGGGGGACAGAAGCCAGCUGCUAGUGAAGAUGGCAGUUCUGGUGGCAGCAUCUGUUCCCUUGGUAGUCACCUGGGGCACCUGAAGUCAACCAGCAGCUCCGAGUGGGACACCUCUGUCAAGGUGGAAAAGGACUGCUCGCGGAUAGCGAGCAAGGACCUGGAGCUCCUGACGGACACCCAGAUAACCCUUGAAGACAGAGGCUACAAAACCCAGCUGAGCUCCGUCCUGCAUUUCCAACCGGAGGAGUGCGACAAAAUGGAAGAGGAGAAUCCCGCCCACACUGAGAACGGCGUGAAGGUGGAGCAGGUGGAAACCAGGCCGCAGCCCCUCGAAGGUGAGCAGAAGCUCCGGUCACUGCCAUAUGUGCCUGCGUCAUUCGCGGGGAAGACCUGGUCGGAAAUCAUGGCGGAGGAUGACCUGAAGGUGGAGGCGUUGGUCAAGGAGUUCAAGGAGGGGCGAUACUUGUGCUACUUCGACAGUGAAUCACUGGCCAACCGCGGAAGGAAGCAACGCAAGAAGCACCAGGCCAGCAACAAAGACCCGUCACAGGCCAACUCCAAGGCUUCAGCUGAAACCGCUGGGGGUUUACCCCACUUGCAGGAGGACAACAACGAGGCCGAGCCCGAGCCGGGUCCCUGCAAGCUGGAGCCGGGCAAGAAACCGGGCCUGAGGCACUGCCGCCUGGCAUCCCGGUGCCAGGUGGUGAAGGUGAGCCACGGUACCCAGACCAGCGAGGCUGGCUAUCCAGUGGUCAAGAAGAAGUCACGGAGGGUGGAGCAGGAGCCUGAGAAUGUCUGGGCAGGUGGUGAGGCUGAGGCCGAAGAGAGACCAGGUGCCAAGGCUAGGCUGUGUUCGGUGAGGCUGCCCAGGUCCUACAGCAAGAUCAUGAGCCCGGUGCAGCCAAGGACCGUCAUCUACGUGCUGUCGUCGCCAGAUUUCGCGUCGGCCACACGGGCCGCCUGCCACGAGGGCAAGAGGACCUCAAAGGCAUCUGAUGACGGCGCCAGCCCGGCCAAGUACAAGUACAAGAAGUCACCAGUCAGAUACUAUGACCCGGCCACCAACAGGAUCGUCAAGACGCCGCCAGGCACCCACCACGUGCGGCAGCUGUUCAGGAGCCUGAGCCCGGAUAUCAACAUGGGACAGUUCACCGAAAAGCCGCGGCUCAAGGCCGCAGGAAGUGUUGCCUGUGCUGCCGCUGCUCUCCCGCAUCCGGGUAACAACCAGGCCUUAGGCCUGUGGCCUACGACGGCCGCUGCUGCCUCAUCCUCUUCUGUCAAGGAGCGGCCACUUGGGGAGAGCCCUGGCAGCGAGUGCCCGUCCAAAAGCACUGGCACCGCCUCCAGCUCCCGCCAGCCGUCACUGUCCCGCUCGUUGUUGGGUUCGGACAGUGGGCUAAGGCCUCCGCCGCCCGCUCCUCCUCAGCGCCGCUGCCGCCAUCUCUUGUCAGACGCCAAAAGCGGCCUCCUGUCGCCGCUGAGGAAAGAGACACCCGAGUCACCGUUUGGCAAGCUCCAGGUGUACGUGGGCCCCAGGAGCCGGAGGCCUUUGGACAAGGAGGGUCCGAGGCAAGCCUCCGGGGAAGGACAGUUGGCGGGGUGUGAGGAAGAGGAGGAGGAGAAUGGGGAGGGCAGGGGCAGGGAAGAUGGCCCUGUCAGACCAACCCUGGGGCCACGGCCCGGCCUCAGGGGCACUUCAUCCCACUCUGACACGGGCCCACCAACCACCAGCCCCCCACCCAGCCGUAGGCCCCGCCUCAGGCCUGCUUCUAGGGACACCACCUCGGGCAGAAAGGUGGUACGGAGGGAGGCCGAGGUAGUCAUUGUACCCCGGCAAAGCCCCCGCCAGGCCGCCCGCAAGAGAAAGUGAACUCCUUGCCCUACAUUGCUCUCCAUUUGUGGGGCUGGAGCAGCUUCCUGUCUGUCUCUGACUGUCCACCAUCACCAAGGCCCAUUUCUCACCUUCCCUUCCCUUCCACUCUCUUCAUCCUGAAUUGUUGCGUGUUUUUUUUAAAAGUUCUAUUUGUAUGAAGUACUUCAGGGAAUUUGCAGCUGAAACACACACAAAAAGAAAUUGCAGCCUGUAUUUUUAU
Messenger RNA from Hemiscyllium ocellatum (epaulette shark), 3575 nucleotides. RefSeq names its product zinc finger, DBF-type containing 2 (gene zdbf2). The transcript is spliced from 6 exons. NCBI's taxonomy places the organism in Eukaryota, Metazoa, Chordata, Chondrichthyes, Orectolobiformes, Hemiscylliidae. Gene Ontology annotation, molecular function: zinc ion binding; nucleic acid binding. The record is from RefSeq and is a predicted model, not a curated record. Bases 173 to 3352 code for a protein of 1059 amino acids.